AUGUCAGACGCGAUGACACAAGGGAAUUUCGUUUACGCGUUCUUGAAGUCCUGCUUCACUCGUCUUCGAGGAUUUGCGCAGUUUCUUCUCCCCUUUCUCCGACCGAAGAAGCGACGGGGGAUAAAUUAUUAUAACCCAGUUGAAUUAAACAAAUAUGCCAUGCAAACGCUGCAAAAAGCUCUAAAAGACGACCCGGGUGCUGAUAUACGGGACUGUCUACCUUUAGUCUAUAAUUCAGCCAUGCGAGUUAUCUCGAAAACCAAAGCCCGAAAGGAAGAGGAGCUCAAGCGACCUCCAACUCCUGAAUUUCGGACGAAAAUUAAUUAUGUCGAAAACGCUGAGAUUAUAUUUCCGCUUUCUGACGAAGUUGUUAGUCUCCUCUUGCAAUACUCCGAUAAAGAUGGUGAACUCGUGGGAAAGCAACUAGUGAUAUCCUUGAAGCAGCUAAUCUGGGAGUCUCCGAAAAUUUGGGAAUCUGCUGUCAGAGGAGUAGUCCUUAAAUGCAGUGACAAUGUUGCUCUCAAAGUUAUUCGACAGCACCCGGACUAUACCGAAUAUACGACGCUGCAAUACCUAGCCGAGAAAUUGCCUGAGAUACCCGUUCCUAGCACUUACGGAGUCAUAAGAUUCAAGCCAUUCACAGCUUAUUUCAUGUCAUAUAUCCCAUCAAUGACAUUGGCAGAAGCAUGGCCAAGUUUGAAUCAUGAAGGGAAGACUUCUGUACAAGAACAGCUUGAAGAAAUUUUCUCAAAGCUCAGAACCUUGAGGAAGGACGAUGGAUACCCGUUAGGAGGAGUAGGAGGAGAAGGUGUGAAGGAAGCACGAGUAGGUAAUUCUGCACAAGAGAAAACUAUCAAUACGGCUGCGUCGUUUGUGGAUUUGCAAUUCUCGCUUUCCGAAUUUCUCAGCAAAUCAUAUAUUCAGUUUAUUAGAACCCUGCAACCACCACCACCAACAGGAUCGGUUUUCACCCAUGGAGACGUUAGGAAAGACAACAUCAUGGUAGACAUUGGAGACAACAAUACAUGCACGGUUACUGCUAUUAUCGACUGGGAAGAUGCGGGUUUCUAUCCUGACUAUUUUGAGUGUACGACCUUGACACGUACUUGGUUACCCCAUGUGGAAGAUGAUUGGUAUAACUAUCUGCCUCCUUGCAUUGAUCCAGCUCGAUUUCCCCAUCAUUGGCUCAUCGAUCGAUUGUGGGGCAUACACCACCCUAUUUUCUGA
Molecule: messenger RNA, 1227 nt
Organism: Microsporum canis CBS 113480
Lineage: Eukaryota; Fungi; Ascomycota; Eurotiomycetes; Onygenales; Arthrodermataceae
Product: phosphotransferase family protein
Exons: 1
Coding region: 1-1227 (408 amino acids)
Source: RefSeq, a predicted model, not a curated record